AUAUCAUACUUGCGGCAUAUGGGGCUGUUGCAUGGGUGUCUUUCAUUCGGCGAAAUACCUAUUGGACGAAGUGUAGGAAAUAGGAAUGCAUUUUUUAGCCAUUUGCUUCAAUUCGCCACGCUUGAAUGUAGUUUUAGUUGUAAAAUUACGUAUACUUGAUGUUCUCUUGAUGAUCAGUAUUCCAUCUAAUGAAAGCCUAGCUCAAUGCUUUAAAAAUUGUCAACUUGAACUUGAAACAAGAAAUAAGAAUUAAACCAUUUUAAGAAUGAACCAAGAAUAGAUGUAUUUUAAACUUAAACGAUAGCUCAUUAAUAUUGAGAGACGAACCCAGCUUAUUUUCUUUGACAUCAAAGUUGCAUCAGCUUGCACCAUCCGAACAAAAAAUAUGCAUGAUGAUUAGCGAGCAUCAAAGAUGACAAAUUUACAGUAAGAGGCUAAUUCUCCCCUCAUUGACCCAUUUGUGUCUUCUGUGUAUCAGUAUCAUUGUGUUAGGAAGUGAUCAAUAUUUAAAAACCCCUCGCCCUUGCUGGCCAAGUAAAGGGGGGCAGAUGCUGCGGGUUGCCCCCCAUGAGGUCUGUUCGUGAUAGCUUGGCACACGCUGGCGAUAGAGCUGAAACUUGUCUGGUGGCUGGCCACUGACCUAUGAUGUCAUAGGAAACUUCUACAGUCAUGGUCCUAAAUUGACAAAUUUGCAAUGCCAAUCACCAAUGCCCCCAGUGCCAAAGGUGCUUUCACAGGGAGAUGUAACUUCCUGACCUAGUGUCCUCCAGAGGUCUCACUACUUCUUCUGUGUCUCAGAUUUUUCAGAUUUUUCCUCUAGUGUAGGUACAUUAUCUAUAAAAAAGAUGUGGUCAAGAGCUCUGUAUGCCUAGUGAUUAUCAUUGUUGUACCUAUGUACUUAUAACUAUAAGUUCCUGUGCAAUGAAGUUCCCUUGGUUGCCAUUAAUGGACCACAGGCUCUACUACCUACCUAGUUGGAGUUUUUAUAACAAUGUCCGCUGAAAUGCAAGCUGAAGAGCUUGAGGUUUUAAGGUCCAUCUAUGAAGGAGACCCAUCUUACAUUGAAGUUGAUGAGAAGACCUUCCAGUACAAGUAUGGGGAAGAUGGUGACAUUAAAUCAUUUCUGGUUGAAGUUAAGUGGACUGAAAAUUACCCUGACGAACUACCCAACAUCAACCUUGAUGCUUUCUAUAACAAGCACAUCCUGCCGGCGGUGAAGGAGCACGUGGUGGACCAGGUGCGCCAGCAGGCGGACACCAUGCUCGGCAUGUCGAUGACGUUCACCCUGUUCGAGUGGGUGAAGGAGAGCGUGACGGAGCUGAUGGCGGAGCAGACGGCCGCGCCGCCCGUCAGCCAGGCCGCCGAGGAGGUGGAACAGCUCACCAUCACGCAGGAGGGUGGCGGCGUCAAGAAGGAGAAGAAGGAGCAGCUGUCCAAGCAGCAGAAGCGACGCGCCUGGGACCGCGCGCAGGUGGGCGGCGGCGGCGAGCGCGCCCGCGGCUGGGACUGGGUGGACAUCAUCCGACACCUGUCACAGACGGCGCCCAGCUAACGGCGGGCCGUCCACCGGGCCGUCCUGGGCUCUCCUACCGUCCCCGCUCACACAGAGAGAGACUGGCUAGCCAAGCCCCUACCGUCCCCGCUCACACACACAGAGACCGGCUAGCCAGUCGCACGUGACACCAAGCGACGAUAUCUCGAUCGGAUGUUGAUGUGGUCAGAGCUUUAGCGGAGGCUUGCCGAAGGAACGACUAUUUUCUACUAGAGCUCGUCCCUGGUUGGUGGCGUUUCAGGCGUGGGAAGCACAUAUUUCUGACCACAAAUCGUCAGAGUUUCGGCGAUUGUUUCACCUUCUGGCAAAAGAAGCAAACUGGGCGCUUUUGUGACCACAUUGAAUAACGGUGGGAAGCGGGCGGUGCCGGCGCUGUGGGAUCCAAAUGUGAUGCAAAGUGUUGUUGUGUGUAGUGUUGUUUUCAUUGGUUGAACUGACGGGUCAGAGUCCGUCAUACGUGCUUGCGUGACGAGAAGCGCCAAAGAGGUAUCUGGGAGUAUGGUUUGGCCGACUAGGUACAAUGUUGUCACUCGGGACAGGCUUGUUGUCAGGCUCCGUUUCCAUCAUAGUCUGUUCCGGUAUUGCAUCCGGUUUGUUCCAUCUGCCUUCAGAUCCUAAGGACCUCCUUCAGUUACUUUAGUUGCCUGGUGUUCGCUAAAGGAUGCGUUGAAUUGCACGUUGAAGAUUUGUCAUCCUUCCUCUUAUUGAUUACCGAGAUUCGGGUAAAAGAUUGGUUUUUCGUCUGCAUUUUAUUUUGAGACUUUCUUUUUUCUCCUUAUACCUUCUGCUCAUACUUCCUCUCAGCUAUCAUAUACAUUUUUUUCACUUCCAAAAAAAUGUAUAUACUCAUCGUUACUCGCUGGAGCAUAUUUUUCGACAUAUGCUGCCCGACGCUCCGGCUCUCUGCGACGUAAUAUACUGUAGUGUUGCACAAUGAUCGACCAUGAAAGGUUUCGCUGUCUUCCGACUCAUAAUUCGUCAAGAGCAACUCACUGCUUUUACCGGGAUUUUAAUUUCUCUUGCUAUUAUAGUAUUUGCAUUUUUCGAGAAUCGAGAUGAUAUGUUGAUCACGAUUGCUGACAAUACAUAUAGUGAUACUUGUUA
Molecule: messenger RNA, 2656 nt
Organism: Amphibalanus amphitrite
Lineage: Eukaryota; Metazoa; Arthropoda; Thecostraca; Balanomorpha; Balanidae
Product: RWD domain-containing protein 4-like
Exons: 5
Coding region: 992-1552 (186 amino acids)
Molecular function (GO): protein binding
Source: RefSeq, a predicted model, not a curated record